AUGCAGUAUUACAAUGUGUUCACCCACCCCAUCGUCCGGGACCAGCUUAUUGCCAACACUGUCUUGGUCGCCGGUGCCACCUUAUUUGUGGUUUUGCGGUUUUACUCCCGACGUUUGAGACGAAGCAAGAUCUGGUGGGAUGAUGUAUUCUGUGUUGCGGCCAUGCUACACACAUAUGGUAUGCUUGCAAUGCAAUUCCACUACGCUCGCAUCGGGAUGCGGCAUCAUGUUGGGGUUCUUCCACUAGCGAAUAUCACCCUGAUCGCUAAGAUGCUGAUGAUCUAUCAAAUCGUUUAUUAUAACGCGAUGGUCUUGGCGAAGUUCAGCUACCUGUUCUUCUACCUUCGCAUCUUCGUUACGAGGGAGUUUCGUAUCCUUACCUGGGUGUGUAUGGGAUGUGCAGCGGCAUACUGGCUUGGUAGUGUGCUCCAAAUUUUCCUGAUUUGCACGCCUUUCAAGAAGAAUUGGAGCGACGUGCCAGGUCACUGUGCCAGUCAAAAUGUGGCUUUCUCAACCAUCGGCGCGUUCAAUCUUCUCACGGACGUGAUGAUCAUGGCAUUGCCCAUCCGUUUUAUCUGGAAGUUGCAAAUGUCGAUUGGAACAAAGAUGGCCUUGUAUGGAAUCUUUGGUCUGGGUGCAUUUAUCUCAUCUAUCACAAUCAUCCGCAUCCGUGUCCUCACGACCGUCGACUUCAAUGACCUUCCCUACUCUAUGAUCUGGGCUGCAUUCUGGAGUGUUACCGAGCCGGCUCUCGCUAUUGGAAACUCGUGUGCACCUAUGCUUCGACCUAUCGUCAAGGCUGUGUUUCCGACUUUGUUUGCCAGUGCCAAAGCUGGAUACUCUACGCAGCCAGCAUCGGGUCCAAAGCCCAUCUUGAGCAAGAAUAACACGUUCGACCGGAUACACGACGUGGAUAUCGAGUAUCCACUCACGCAGAUGGAUCAAAGGUCAGAUGGGGAUGAGGGAUCUUUGAAUGACCGUUCGCAUGAUAGUCGCUCACAAGAUGGGCCACGUCAUUUCCCAAGAAGUGUGGUUGGAGACAGUAAAGCACAUUCAUAA
This is a messenger RNA of Penicillium pulvis, 1059 nucleotides long. RefSeq lists its product as uncharacterized. The transcript is spliced from 2 exons. NCBI's taxonomy places the organism in Eukaryota, Fungi, Ascomycota, Eurotiomycetes, Eurotiales, Aspergillaceae. The record is from RefSeq and is a predicted model, not a curated record. Bases 1 to 1059 code for a protein of 352 amino acids.